Polyodon spathula (Mississippi paddlefish) is the source of this 1823-nucleotide messenger RNA. RefSeq names its product transcription factor ETV7-like. Gene Ontology annotation, molecular function: DNA-binding transcription factor activity, RNA polymerase II-specific; sequence-specific DNA binding. The transcript has 5 exons. Bases 520 to 1209 code for a protein of 229 amino acids. Gene Ontology annotation, cellular component: nucleus. NCBI's taxonomy places the organism in Eukaryota, Metazoa, Chordata, Actinopteri, Acipenseriformes, Polyodontidae. The record is from RefSeq and is a predicted model, not a curated record. Gene Ontology annotation, biological process: regulation of transcription by RNA polymerase II; cell differentiation.
UUUUUUGCUCAGUGUCAGUGGGGGUGGAAUUUCGACCCCUGUUCUGCUGCUCUGUUUGAUUGGUUGAACAGACUCGAUGAUGUAAUAUGACCUUAGGAUCUCUGUGCCCAGUCCAUUGUGUUUGCAUUGCUGGUAACUCUGUGGCGUGCCAAUCCUGUUUGGAUUUCUUCAGGGUGGCACACUGGGAUUAUAAUGGGAUCUCAAAGGGAUUUUUCACACCACGUUGACAGUGAGACCGGUCUUUUUUCCCCACUGGGCUGUAAUGUAAUAAAACACGACUGUUUUAAAUAAGAUUGAAUAGCACAGCUGUCGGCCCCCUUUCUGUGUUUUAAAACUUGUUUCAUGCUUUCUUUUUAAUAACUACAUUUCAUUUAACUGGCAGAUUUCAUUUAAGGAACGUUUGCACCAGAAUUAAAAAAGGCAAAGUUGCAACCCCAUCCCAUUGUUCUCUCUGUCUCUCACUCUGUCACUCCUCCAGGUUCCCAGGGUGCAGUACCCUCUAGCCUCUCCUACGGGAAAAUGUCCAGCAGCCCAGCUGGCUCUCAUACCAGCUCCAUGGCUUUGGCCAUGAUGCGAAGGUCCACCUCCAGCACUGACCACAACCUGGACCCCCGGGACCGGACCUCGGCUCUGCUCGCCUUUACCGGACUCUCAGACAUGCCACGGAUGGGCUCGCAGCCAGUGUCAGAGGCUCAGCUGUGUGCACCCACAGGCAGGUACCACCCCCUCGUUAUCACCUGCACCACUCAGACCCACCAAGCCACGCCCACAGCGACACACUGCAGGGAGGAGCCUCUCAACCUCUCCCACCGUGGGGACGCACUCCCCGCCCUCCAGCCCGCGCAAGCCAAUGGCAAGAUCGCAGACUGUCGUCUGCUGUGGGACUACGUGUACCAGCUCCUGGCAGACAGCCGCUAUGAACCUUUCAUCCGCUGGGAGGACCGCGAGACCAAGGUGUUCCGCGUGGUGGACCCCAACGGGCUGGCCCGACUCUGGGGGAACCACAAGAACAGGGCUAACAUGACUUAUGAGAAGAUGUCCCGUGCGCUUCGGCAUUACUACAAAUUCAACAUCAUCAAGAAGGAGCCCGGACAGAAGCUGCUGUUCAGGUUUCUGAAGACCCCCAGCGAGAUCCUGCAGCACCGCGCUGAGCGUCUGGAUCAGGACUCACCGGAUUACAGGGAGGAGGUGCUGGAGCUCUCCCCCUGAGCCCGUCCCAGGACGCACUGCUGACCCCCAACAACCAAUACCCCUCAACCCCCCAACCCCCAAACCCCAACCCCAUGCUCCAUUUGGAGCUGAACUAGCCUGCUGAGGAGAGAGUAUGGGAGCAGUGUUUGGUGAUUGUUUUGCACUGUAUUGACUUUUAAAUGGGCGGUUUUAAACAAGGGCAGGUAAAGUAAUUUGAAACCUGGGAAAUGAAAUUGUGACCUCAAGGAAACCGACGAAUUGCGAUUGUUAUAUUAGGUAGAACACUGCCCCUUGUGGACACUGUGGUACUGCACCUGAGACUGCAGCGAGACCUCAGAGUCACGCAGAGUGUAAGAGUGGACCACUGGAAAACCUCUUGCUACCUCCCUCAGGGAAGAGGUUAAGCACACUACUUUUGUCACUGUAGCUGUCAUGUAUGUAGCUUCAGGUGUUUUUUUAAAUGUCUUUCCUUUGCUUCAAUAUAAUGCAACAGAGUUUAAAGAUGAUUUUUUUUGUUUGUUUUAUUGUUAUAUUAUUGUGAUGAUUGUUUCAGGAAAUGCACGGAGUGUUUAUUUGUAAAUAUUUUGGUUUUCAACCGGAGCCUGCCAGUUGUAAUAAAGUGUGUUUCAGUA